AUGGGAUCCGUAGCCGCGCCAAAGACCUUCACCCGUGAUCAGGUCAAGAAGGAGGGAAACACAGAGGACCAAGUGCUGUUUAUCAUCGACAGCAAAGUCUACGAUGUCUCCGACUUCCUCGAUGCCCACCCUGGCGGCGAGGCCGUGCUGCGCCAGGUCGCUGGCACGGACGCCACCGAUGCCUUCUACAAUCUCCACCGUCACGAAGUCUUGACUGGCAAGUAUGCCGAGCUGGCCGUCGGUACUAUCGAAGGCGAGAAGCCCCAGGUAGUCAACCCAGGCCCGGGGGAGCUUUCCAAGGUCCCUUAUGCCGAACCACUUUGGUUGUCCGAACCCUUCAAGAACCCGUACUACAACGACAGUCAUCGGAGGCUGCAGAAGGCCAUCAGGAAAUUCACCGAUCUGCACGUCACUCCCGAGGCACAGGCGAAAGAGAAGGAUGGCACAUAUAUCAGCCAAGAGCUCAUCGAUCUCAUGUCCAAAGAAGGCGUUCUUCACAUGCGCCUCGGGCCUGGCAAGCACCUUCAGUCCGCGCCCUCACUGCUGGGUGGUGCGGUAAAGCCGGAGGAAUUCGACUAUUUCCACGAUCUCAUCAUUGGCCAGGAACUGGUACGGUCGUCAGCUAGAGGCUUCCAAGAUGGGAACAUGGCAGGAAUGACUAUCGGGUUGACAGCUGUUCUCAACUUCGCCAACGACGAGGCUUUCAAGAAGAAGAUUGCGGAUGAGGUGUUCAGUGGCAAGAAGAAGAUUUGUCUGGCAAUCACUGAGGCUUUCGCGGGUAGUGAUGUCGCCCGUCUGAGGACGACCGCGAAGAAGACGCCUGACGGCAAGCACUACAUUGUGAACGGAACCAAGAAGUGGAUCACCAAUGGUGUCUUUAGCGAUUACUUCGUUACUGGCGUGCAGACCGACAAGGGUCUGAGCGUUCUGCUCAUCGAGAGAGGCGAGGGCGUCGAGACCAAGCUGAUCAAGACGAGCUACUCUACUGCUGCCGGAACGACCUUUAUCACCUUCGACAAUGUCAAGGUGCCGGUGGAGAACCUGCUUGGCAAGGAGAACCAGGGUAUCUAUGUGAUUCUCAGCAACUUUAACCACGAGCGUUGGACUAUGUGCUGCGGUACCGUACGAUACUCACGGACCAUUGUUGAAGAGAGUCUCAAGUGGGCGCACCAGAGAUUAGUUUUUGGCAAGCGGCUCAUCGACCAGCCGGUCAUUCGUCUCAAGUUGGCCAAGAUGAUCGCCCUGGUCGAAGCUCAUCAGUCGUGGCUGGAAACCAUCACCUACCAGAUGUGCAACAUGCCUUACUCUCAACAGUCCAAGCACCUUGGUGGACCGAUCGGCUUGCUCAAGAUGAGCGUUACGCGGAUGGCCCACGAGAUUGCUGAUGAAUCAGUGCAGAUCUGGGGUGGGCGAGGGCUGACACAGUCAGGUAUGGGCAGGACAAUUGAGAACUUCAACCGAGGGUACAAGUUUGAUGCCAUUCUGGGAGGCGCAGAAGAGGUCUUGGGCGACCUCGGUGUUCGGCAGGCCAUGAAGUUCUUUCCAAAAGAGCGAUUGUAA
Diaporthe citri is the source of this 1560-nucleotide messenger RNA. RefSeq lists its product as uncharacterized. The transcript is spliced from 2 exons. The coding region runs from base 1 to 1560 and encodes 519 amino acids. Gene Ontology annotation, molecular function: flavin adenine dinucleotide binding; heme binding; oxidoreductase activity, acting on the CH-CH group of donors. Lineage: Eukaryota; Fungi; Ascomycota; Sordariomycetes; Diaporthales; Diaporthaceae. The record is from RefSeq and is a predicted model, not a curated record.